AUGGCAGUGGCGGAUGUACUAGUCAUUAUCCUCGACCUGAUAUUGAGACACAUUCCCAUUGUUUAUCGGGAACAGUUUUAUUUCCUGUAUUCCAUGCCCGCGUGUAAUAUCCACGCCGUCCUGCUUUAUGCAGCCACUGACUGUUCUGUCUGGUUCACCGUCACUUUCACCUUUGAUCGAUUUGUGGCCAUUUGUUGCCAGAAGCUGAAAAGUAAAUACUGCAGUGAGAAAACGGCGGAUGUGGUUCUGGGAACAGUGACUGUGCUGAGCUGUUUAAAGAACAUUUUCUGGUAUUUUAUGUUCACAGCUCACUGUUGGCUAGCGAACCAGCCCUGGUUUUGUGAUGUAACAGACGAUAUUGCAUUCUCUCGUGUCUGGCUCACAAUCGAGUUCCUCCACAACAUUCUAACCCCGAAUCUCCCAUUUCUCCUGAUUCUGCUGCUCAAUGUUUUCACCGUCAGACACAUUUUAGUGACUAGCAGAGCCCGCAGGAGACUCCGGGCUCACACCAAUGGGGACGGUCAGUGUGACACUGAAAUGCAAAAUCGAAAAAAAUCCAUCAUUUUACUGUUUGUGACCUCGGCCAAUUUCAUCGUAUUAUGGUCAAUGUUAAUGGUGUAUUCUAUAUGGUACCGGAUGUGGUGGAUUGGGUAUAAAUCUGUGUAUCUAGAUUGGUUUGUGCAGGAAUUGGGCUUCAUGCUGCAGCUCCUCAGUUGCUGCACAAACACCGCGAUUUAUGCUGUGACCCAGACUAAGUUCAGGCAGCAGCUGAAGAAUGUGCUGAAAUAUCCCUUUACCCAAAUUCAUCAAUCA
Molecule: messenger RNA, 813 nt
Organism: Rhincodon typus (whale shark)
Lineage: Eukaryota; Metazoa; Chordata; Chondrichthyes; Orectolobiformes; Rhincodontidae
Product: probable G-protein coupled receptor 139
Exons: 1
Biological process (GO): G protein-coupled receptor signaling pathway
Cellular component (GO): membrane
Molecular function (GO): G protein-coupled receptor activity
Source: RefSeq, a predicted model, not a curated record